GGAAAAAUAUAAAUAACUCAAAAUUCCCUUACGCCCCUCCCAAUUAGGUCUCAGACUCUCUCUAUUCUUCUCUUCUCUCCUCGCUCUAUAAAACCUUCCACAAACCCCAAAAGUCCCCCAUCCUCCUCUUUGCUUUGCUCUUCGCCACCAGAAGAGUCUCUGCGAUUCAGUUCAGAUUUAGAAUUUUGCAAGGAUGAGUGUGGUGGGAUUUGAUUUUGGCAAUGAGAGUGGCAUUGUGGCCGUAGCUAGGCAAAGGGGUAUUGAUGUUGUGCUCAAUGAUGAGUCCAAGCGUGAAACUCCUGCUGUUGUUUGUUUUGGGGAUAAGCAGCGGUUCAUUGGGACUGCGGGUGCCGCAUCGUCUAUGAUGAACCCGAAGAACACGAUUUCGCAGAUCAAACGUUUGAUUGGGAAGAAGUUCUCCGAUCCUGUGUUGCAGAGGGAUAUCAAGUCGCUGCCUUUUGCUGUACUUGAAGGUCCGGAUGGAUAUCCCUUGAUCCAUGCCCGUUAUUUGGGAGAAGCAAAGACAUUUACACCUACCCAAGUUUUGGGAAUGGUUUUCUCUGAUCUGAAGAUCAUAGCUCAGAAGAAUCUUAAUGCAGCAGUUGUAGAUUGCUGUAUUGGAAUUCCGGUUUAUUUCACUGAUCUCCAAAGAAGAGCUGUUGAAGAUGCAGCCAAAAUUGCUGGCUUGAACCCUCUUAGGUUGUUUCAUGAAACUACAGCUACCGCUUUGGCUUAUGGGAUCUACAAGACAGAUUUACCAGAGAGUGACCAGUUGAAUGUUGCCUUUGUUGACAUUGGGCAUGCAAGCAUGCAAGUUUGCAUUGCUGGCUUCAAGAAGGGGCAGCUAAGAGUUCUAGCUCAUUCAUUUGACCAGUCUUUGGGUGGUAGGGAUUUUGAUGAAGCACUGUUCACCCACUUUGCAGUGAAAUUUAAGGAAGAGUACAAGAUAGAUGUUUACCAGAAUGCAAGGGCCUGCCUUCGGCUUCGAGCUGCUUGUGAGAAGCUGAAGAAGGUGCUUAGUGCAAACCCUGAGGCACCUUUGAAUAUUGAGUGCUUAAUGGAUGAGAAAGAUGUUAGAGGAUUUAUCAAGCGGGAUGAAUUUGAACAAAUUAGUGCUCCUAUCUUGGAACGCGUAAAGGGACCUUUGGAGAAGGCCCUUCUUGAUGCAAAUCUUUCAAUAGAGAACAUUCAUACUGUUGAGGUUGUUGGUUCAGGCUCUCGCGUACCUGCUAUAAUCAGGAUAUUGACAGAGUUUUUCAAAAAGGAGCCUAGGAGAACUAUGAAUGCUAGUGAGUGUGUUGCCAGGGGUUGUGCUUUGCAGUGUGCAAUUCUUAGUCCUACGUUCAAAGUCCGAGAAUUUCAGGUGAAUGAGAGCUUCCCAUUCUCGAUUGCUUUAUCCUGGAAAGGUUCUGGUCCUGAUGCCCAGAAUGGCGGACCAGAUCAGACUACUCUCGUCUUUCCCAAGGGAAAUCCCAUUCCGAGUACCAAGGCUCUUACAUUUUACAGAUCUGGCACAUUUUCAGUUGAUGUGCAGUAUACCGAUGUUGGUGAUUUGCAGGCACCUGCAAAGAUUAGUACAUAUACGAUUGGUCCUUUCCAAUCUACUAAAGGUGAGAGGUCCAAGGUGAAGGUCAGAGCCCGUUUGAAUUAUCAUGGGAUUGUGUCUGUAGAUUCAGCAACUCUUUUGGAAGAGGAAGAAGUUGAGGUUCCUGUCACAAAAGAGCAACCAAAGGAGGCAACAAAGAUGGAGACUGAUGAGGCACCGAGUGAUGUGCCUCCUCCAAGUUCUGAGGCGGCUGAUGUCAACAUGCAAGAUGCCAACAGCAAUGAUGCUGCAAGUGCUGAAAAUGGUGUUCCUGAGUCUGGCGAUAAGCCUGUCCAGAUGGAAACAGAUGCUAAGGCUGAUGCUCCAAAAAGAAAGGUAAAGAAGACAAACAUUCCUGUGGUAGAGUUGGUCUAUGGAGGAAUGGCUGCAGCAGAUGUGCAGAAAGCAAUAGAAAGCGAGUAUGAGAUGGCUUUACAGGAUCGUGUUAUGGAAGAAACUAAAGACAAGAAAAAUGCUGUCGAGGCAUAUGUCUAUGACAUGAGAAACAAGUUGAGUGACAAGUUGCAGGAAUUUGUUACCGACUCAGAAAGGGAAGCGUUUAUCACCAAACUCCAGGAGACAGAAGACUGGCUGUAUGAAGAUGGUGAGGACGAAACCAAAGGUGUUUACGUCGCCAAGCUUGAGGAGCUUAAGAAGCAAGGUGAUGCUAUUGAAGAGCGAUGCAAGGAGCAUACAGAGAGGGGAUCUGUCAUCGACCAACUUGCAUACUGUGUUAAUAGUUACAGAGAAGCUGCAGCGUCUAGUGAUCCAAAGUUCGACCACAUUGAUUUUGCAGAAAAGGAAAAGGUCUUAAAAGAGUGUGUUGAAGCUGAGGCCUGGUUAAGAGAGAAGAAGCAGCAACAGGAUUCACUCCCUAAACAUGCUAACCCAGUACUCUUGUCAGCUGAUGUGAAAAGGAAGACUGAAGCUCUUGACAGGUUCUGUAGACCAGUAAUGACAAAACCAAAACCAGCACCAGCCAAGCCAGCUACUCCUGAACCACAACCAAGCCCUUCUCCUCAGGAAAGUGAUCAACAACCCCAGAGUGGUGAAGGCCAGGCCAAUUUUAACUCCGAUGAGAAUCCUGCUGAUGGCAGCAAUGAGGGUCCAGCUGAACCAAUGGAAACAGACAAGGCAGAAGCUCCCCAAGCCUGAUUUGUCUGUCUAUGAUUUUUGUGGCCUGGUUUGAUUCCUGACCAUCAAAACAUUUCAAUUUGAGCCUUUGCACACAAUUCGGACCGAACGGGGAGAAGCCUGUAGUUUGUGUUUGAUGAUAUACUUCCAAGAGUCUGUAAAGCCUUUAAUGUGCUUCACCAUUUAUCUUUAGUGUCUGUCUCUAGAAUCCGGAUUUUUCUUAGGUUUCCAAGAGAAUUGUACCCUUGGUCUUAUUUUUUUCUCCUAUGCUGGGAGCAUUCCUUCCAGCUCUCUGGUCAUGUAGUUUUACUGUCAUAUCGUGGAACUCAUCAAUCUGAGGAUUUUAUCAAUUUUGGUUUUGCUAGUU
Molecule: messenger RNA, 3086 nt
Organism: Fragaria vesca subsp. vesca
Lineage: Eukaryota; Viridiplantae; Streptophyta; Magnoliopsida; Rosales; Rosaceae
Product: heat shock 70 kDa protein 15-like
Exons: 10
Coding region: 194-2740 (848 amino acids)
Biological process (GO): protein folding
Cellular component (GO): cytosol; nucleus
Molecular function (GO): ATP binding; ATP-dependent protein folding chaperone
Source: RefSeq, a predicted model, not a curated record